AUGCCUGUCGCGGUCGCCCAUUCGCACCGCCCCACCACAAAGGUGUCGCACAAGCCCUUCAAGUCCAAAGCCGCCUCCAAGCACGAGCUGAGAGACCGCGCCAAGGGCAAGGUCCCCAACGAGCGCGGCCAGCGAAAGACGCCGCACCAGCAAGUCAUGUCCAAGUUCGACCGCCGCAACCAGGCCAAGCAGGCCCGCCUCACCAAGCACAAGGAGCACCUCAAGGAGAACUCCAUCUUUUCCGGCCGCGACGGCGCCCCUCGGGUCGUGGCCGUCCUCCCGCUGUGUGCCGACGGCGACGCCAAGGCCGCUGUCCGCGAGCUCAAUUGCAGCCUCGACAUUGAGGCCGACGUCCGCGACGGCAACUUCCGAGUCACGGUCGACCGCUUCAAGCAGAAGCUCCAGUAUGUCCCGCUCAAGAGGGACCUGAGCGCUUGCCUCGACGCCGCUCGCGUCGCCGACUUUGUCGUCGUCGUCUUGUCUGCCGACGAGGAGGUCGACGCGCUCGGCGAGCUCAUCCUGCGCAGCGUCGAGAGCCAGGGCCUGUCGACCUUGUUCACCGUUGUUCAGCACCUCGACAAGGUGGAGCCUGCCAAGCAGAAGCAAUCGGUCGUGGCCUCGCUCAAGUCCUUCAUCACGCACUUUCACCCGGAGCAGGAAAAGGUGUACAGUCUCGACAACCGGCAAGAGUGCGCCAACCUCGUGCGCUCUCUCUGCAGCACGACACCCAAGGGCAUCCGGUGGAGGGACGACAGGAGCUGGAUGCUGGCCGAGGACAUUAAGUUUGCCUACCACGACUCGGACCCCACCAUCAUCACCGGCGUGGUGCGCGGACGGGGGUUGAAGGCGGACCGGCUGGUCCAGAUCGGCGACUGGGGCACCUAUCAGAUUCAAAAGAUUGUUGCCGCGCCGCUGCCGAGGCAGACCAAGAAGGGCGAAGAGCCGACGGCUGAGACUGGCGCGGAGGAGCUGCUCGAGGAGCCGACGGCAGACCAGGACGACCUGAACGAGCUCGCGCCCGACGAUGUCGUCAUGGACGCCGACGACGAUGAGGAUGGCGCCAUGUCCACCAUCACUGGAGGCAAGAAGGGUGUCUUGCUCGACGAUCACCAUUACUUUACGGACGAGGAGGAGGAGGCGCGCAAGGUCAAGAAGCGCGUACCCAAGGGCACGUCGAACUACCAGGCUGCGUGGUAUCUCGACGACGUUUCCGACUCGGGCUCCGACAUGGAAGAUGUCGAGAUGGACGACGGCAAGGACGAGGAUGAAGAGUUUGGUGCAGAGGACGGCAUCGAAGGGUACGCCCAGCCCGAGCCCACCGAGGCCGGCCCGUCAGAGUACCCGCAGUCGGAGAUGAUGGAGGAGCUCGACGAGGACGAGGACGCCGAGCAGCUCAAGCAGUAUCGCGCGCGGAAGCGCGACGAGGUCGAGGACGACAAGGAGUUCCCCGACGAGAUUGAGCUGCAUCCCGGCGUCCUGGCGCGCGAGCGGCUGGGGCGGUACCGCGGCCUGAAGAGCCUCCGGACGAGCCCGUGGCAGGAGGACGAGGACCGGGCGCACGAGCCCGAGGACUGGAGGCGGCUGCUGCAGAUCCCCGACUACAACGCGUCGCGGUCAAAGUCGAUCCGCGAGGCGCUGGUGGGCGGCGUCGAGCCCGGCACACGGGUGCACGUCUACCUCAAGGGCGUCCCGGCGGCCAUGGAAAAGACGUAUGACCCAAGCUCCCCCGUCACGCUCUUCUCCCUCCUGCGACACGAGAACAAGAAGGCGGCGGUCAACUACCUGUUCAACCUGAGCUCCGACUACACCAAGUCGGUCAAGUCCAAGGAGGAGCUCGUCGUGCAGUGCGGCCCCCGCAGGAUGGUCAUCAAGCCCGUCCUCUCGCAGUCGGGCUCGACACCCAACGACGUGCACAAGUUCUGCCGGUACGUGCACCCGGGGCAGUCGGUGAUUGCGACGUUCAUGGGCCCCGUGACGUGGGGUGCCGUGCCGGCCAUGUUCUUCAAGAGGACCGUGCCGGGCGCCGUGUCCGAGGACGACGAGGAGCCGGACGUGGGCCUCAAGCUCAUCGGCACGGGCACGGCGCUGCCGCCCUCGACGUCGAGGGUGGUCGCCAAGCGGGUCAUCCUGACAGGCCACCCGUACCACAUCCACAAGAAGAUCGUGACGGUGCGGUACAUGUUCUUCAACCGCGAGGACGUCGAGUGGUUCAAGGCGAUGCCGCUGUGGACCCGGCGCGGCCGCAGCGGGUACAUCAAGGAGCCGCUGGGCACGCACGGCUACUUCAAGGCGACGUUUGACGGGCGCAUCAACCCCCAGGACGCCGUCGGCGUGAGCCUCUACAAGCGUGUCUGGCCGCGCGAGUCGGUGCCCGUCACGGGGCGGCUGCUCGAGGCCGACGCGGGGGCCCAAGGAGACGGCGAGGACGUCAUGAUGGAAUGA
Purpureocillium lilacinum is the source of this 2442-nucleotide messenger RNA. RefSeq lists its product as uncharacterized. Lineage: Eukaryota; Fungi; Ascomycota; Sordariomycetes; Hypocreales; Ophiocordycipitaceae. Gene Ontology annotation, biological process: endonucleolytic cleavage of tricistronic rRNA transcript (SSU-rRNA, 5.8S rRNA, LSU-rRNA); maturation of SSU-rRNA from tricistronic rRNA transcript (SSU-rRNA, 5.8S rRNA, LSU-rRNA); ribosome biogenesis. Gene Ontology annotation, molecular function: GTP binding; GTPase activity; U3 snoRNA binding. Gene Ontology annotation, cellular component: preribosome, small subunit precursor; nucleus. The record is from RefSeq and is a predicted model, not a curated record.